Molecule: messenger RNA, 3309 nt
Organism: Sitophilus oryzae (rice weevil)
Lineage: Eukaryota; Metazoa; Arthropoda; Insecta; Coleoptera; Curculionidae
Product: speckle targeted PIP5K1A-regulated poly(A) polymerase-like
Exons: 4
Coding region: 994-2991 (665 amino acids)
Molecular function (GO): RNA uridylyltransferase activity; RNA binding
Source: RefSeq, a predicted model, not a curated record
AAGGAAAAUAUAGUAAACCAUUUAGAACUUAAGUUAAUAGAAUAUUUGAAGCCAUCACAUCAGGGUUCAUUUAUUUAAUAUUGACAAUUUUUAGAUUAAAAAUUUAAAGAUAUUGAGCGCGUUCAGGGACGGUCAGCGGCUGAGUGGCUGAGUAAACGGUUUCCCUAAACGGUCUCUUUUUACACGCAAAAACAAUCUGCCAAUCUGAGUAAAAUACUCAGCGGUCGGUCAGCCGCUGUGCUCCCUGAACGCGCACAUUAAUUUAUUUUUUGAAAAUCGACCGACGCGCCAUCCGACGGUGUAAUAUGUAAACGUAGCAAGAAAUUGUACAGAAAUUUACUAUUUUAGUACAAUUUUUUGACAACAAAAAUAACUUUUGAGAAGUUUGUCAGUUUGUGACGGUAAUUUCGGCAGGAAGCUUUGAUUUAAAUGUUAGUAUUUUUAAAAUUUUAGCAAAUUUUGGCCUACUUUGAACAUAAUCUAGCAUAAGAACAGUUAAAAGAAGUUUUAAAUGGCAAUAUCACAUAAACUUAAAGUACUUUCAAGAAUAAUAUUAACAUCAAAAUCAAAUUGCAUAACUUUUCAAGUGAACGAAGUGAAUAUUUGAGGGUGUUGAUAAGUUAGAUCUUCUGCCAAUUACAGAACCACAGUCUUUUGAUGUAAUUCAUGGAACAUACUUUAAAAAUUGGAAUAAAAUAAGAGAAGAAGGUUUGAGUCGCAUGAACAGAAAUCAUAUCCAUUUUGCUAAAGGUUCACCCACUGACAGCAGUGUUAUAAGUGGCAUAAGGAAAAACUGUGACAUUUUUAUUUAUAUAAAUUUACCUUUAGCUCUGCUUGAUGGAUUAAAGUUUUUCUUGUCUCCGAAUGAAGUGGUUCUAAGUCCAGGCGAUGAAAGUGGUAUCAUUAGUCCAAAGUAUUUUUUAAAAGUAUGUAACAGACGAGGAGAUAAGCUAUACUGAAUAUAUUAAUAUUUUUUUAUUUACAAUUUGAACUAUGACUGAAAAUAUAAAGCUUAUUGAUGAAAAAGCACCAAAUAAUAAACAGCAAAAUCAAAUGAAUAAAAAGCAUAAUUCAGAGAACGAAGGUAUAUAUGUUAGAGGCUAUUCGGCACAAACUAAAGAAAAUGACUUAGUUAAGUACUUUUCUCAGUUUGGGAAUGUUGUGUGGGUGCAUUUUGGACACGACUUUUUACUUCUUGAUUUUACGGAGCAAUCAGCUGUUGAAAAGGUUUUAUCCAAAAAGUCCCAUUUUUUGAGUGGAAACCGUUUAUUUGUUAGAAGAAAAGAAAGUAGAAGGAAUACAGUUUUGAACGACGAAGAAGUGAAUAAACAGAUAUAUGAAUAUCUGAUAUCCGAAUUAAAAAACAUUCAUGAUUUUAAUAUGCAAGUGUCAUGUAUGAAGCAUAAUCUUCAACCUGACAUGAAUGAAUGUUACCAGAAAUACAGCCAUGUCUGUAGAGAUCUCUGCAAUAUUAUUUCGUCAAGUUUCCCAUAUGUUCAGGUAUAUCCAUUCGGCUCGACCUUUACGGGACUCGAUUUCAACAACAGCGACAUUGACGUUUACUUGGCAAACGUCAAACAAUCUGACGAAGAUGAGGUGGACUUACUGAAAAUCAUCAAGGUUGCUCUAUCAAAAUCACGGAUUUUUGCAAACUGUUUUUGUAUUCCUUCGGCAAAAAUUCCUAUUGUAAAAUGCAUCCAUACCAAAACGAAAAUUCGUUGUGACAUCAACAUAAAAAACAUGCUGGGCGUGUGUAAUAGCAAGCUAAUUCGCUAUUACCUCGGUAUAGACCCCAAAAUUAACGAUGCGAUGAUAAUUUUAAAAUACUGGGCGAAAUUCCAUAAAAUAACCGGUCAAAAUCACCUCUUUACCAGCUACUCUCUAAUUUUAAUGUUUAUUUUCUUUUUACAACAGGAACCGUAUAAUUUACCGUCGGUCUCGUCCUUACAAAUACCGGAAAAAAAUCAUUUUCUAGAAAUUCAAGGUUAUUGGAACGGAGGAUUUAUAGAAAAACACAAGGUUCGUAGUGAGAAAAUUUCAAACACUUCCUUGCAAGAGAUUGUAGAAAACUUUUUCGGCUUUUAUUCUAAUUUUAAUUUCGCUACUACUAUUUUGUGUCCUUACACAGGAAAAAGCUUGCCAAUAAAUUAUUUUCAAGAUUACAAAGGUCUGCCUCAUAUUUUUAAGAGGUACAAGGACUUUAUGAGCGUAGAAGAGAACAAGAAAAUGGCUCUUAAAACUAAUACCUGCAUAUGUAUUCAGGAUCCUUUUGAAUUGAAUAGAAAUGUUGUUUCGGUAGUUACCGAAUCAGUGGUGGAAAAAUUCACUCUGUGUUGUCAGAUAGCGAAAAAAAUUUUCUCUGAAAAGAACCAAACACUCUACAGACUCUAUACCGAAGAACCUGUUCAAAUGAAAAAAGUUCAGUGCAGUUAUCAAGAGGACUCGCUUGACAUAACCUUACACAGGUCCACUACCAUUAAAUAUUUGCCUAAUAAUCAAAACGAUGAAUGGUUUGAGACGGCGUCUGAGUUUGUAUUGAUGACUCUAAGAGAUUUUCUUGAUCUAGACUUGACCGCGGAAGAUAGUCAAUCUAAAAUGGCCAAAAGUGAGGAAGAACCCACCGUGCAUGGUUCGGGAAAGAGUUUUUAUGUUUGUAUGGGAAAAUACAAUAUGUGGGAUGCCAGGAAGGCUACUGCAAAGAAACUAAAUCUGCCAAAUACAACUGAAAUGACGGUGAUCGAAAAAGAAACCAAGAUAACUAAUAACUUAAAAGAGGUUUACAACAAUAUUUCGAACUCCCCUAUAAUAGUGCAGUUUCGUUUGAUGUUAGAAAAACGGAAUGAUGCUCUUCUUGUUCAUUUAGAGAAAAUUAACGCUUACAAGAAGUCCUUCAAGUCGUUUUGUUUGUUUUUCGCCCAUAAUAUGCCACAGUGGUUUGAAAUGUACGAAAAGGAAUUGAACAAAAGAGCGAUUGCGCUCCCAAAAACGUAAUCAUUUCGAUAAACUCGACGAAAAAAAAAGUUUUUGAACGUUCAUUAGGCUUGGAAAUUAUGAACAAUCAAUGACAUUCACCAUAUACUGUGUGAAUAAAUUUUGUAAAUAAAGGUUUUCAUUCACGAUAUAAUUUUACAAAUAAAGUGACGGCAAUCUUCAUUUUAGGCCAACUUUUACAGGCUAUUUUUCUACUCAAAAAAUAUAGCUUCACAUUUUCUGUAUAUAAAUGUGGUUGUUAAAUGUUACCGAAUGUCAAAAAAUUUAAUUUGUCUUUUAAGUAUGUGUUUUUUUUUUAGAAAUAUAAUAUGUUUGUAU